Molecule: messenger RNA, 770 nt
Organism: Metopolophium dirhodum (rose-grain aphid)
Lineage: Eukaryota; Metazoa; Arthropoda; Insecta; Hemiptera; Aphididae
Exons: 2
Coding region: 220-531 (103 amino acids)
Source: RefSeq, a predicted model, not a curated record
AAAAAUAUAAAUCAAUUCAUUAAAACCAAUCUCAAAAAUAUAGAGGUCCACCUCUCAUUUUUAUCAACAUAAUUGUAUAGAUAAUUUUUUUAUCACUCCAGAAACAGUAUUUAAAUAGAGGUAGUCUUACAUUUUAUUCACAGUUUUUACAAAGAGUUGUAACGAUACUGAUUAUUUUCAAGACUUUUUUUGUUGAAGACAUUCAUUCCAUUCAACAUCAUGAAAUACUCCGUGGUAUUAUGUUUAUUGGCGGUUGUUUUAAUACAACAAUGCAUGAGUGCUCACGUUCAUCACGAAGGAGAGAAAAACGAUGAAGAUCACAUGAGCCAUGAAAGAGGGGACCAUAAAGGCCACAAACAUGAAGAUCACACUGGCCAUAACCAUGGACUUUUUGGUGACCCAAUUUAUGAUAAUCCAAAAUAUUAUGAUAACCCAAUUUAUGACAUCGGAUUUGAUGGAAUUCGCGGAAUUCAUGAUCGCAAAGAUCUCCUUCUCGAAAAAUUUAGAAAGGUUCCAUUAGGGUAUCAAUAAAGACAAGAGCAUACGGAUUACGAGCCAUGAAUAAUUAUCAUUAUACAAGCAUCGUAUGCCACACGGUAGUCAAUUAUUAAAUUUAUAUUGCGUAAAAUUAAUUAGUACCUAUAGCAUGUUUUAAAUCUUUGUUUUUGUAUAAAUAAAUUCACUUCGUUAAAUUACUUAAUAACAAUACUAUUACAUUAGACUAGAUGACAUGUUGUCAAUACUUGAAAUAGUAAUACAAAAAUAAAUGA